Ictalurus furcatus (blue catfish) is the source of this 2429-nucleotide messenger RNA. Its product is annotated as zinc finger protein 239-like. The record is from RefSeq and is a predicted model, not a curated record. Bases 695 to 1810 code for a protein of 371 amino acids. Gene Ontology annotation, biological process: regulation of transcription by RNA polymerase II. Gene Ontology annotation, molecular function: DNA-binding transcription factor activity, RNA polymerase II-specific; RNA polymerase II cis-regulatory region sequence-specific DNA binding. Lineage: Eukaryota; Metazoa; Chordata; Actinopteri; Siluriformes; Ictaluridae. The transcript has 2 exons.
CAUUUUCCAUAUCUCUUAUCCUAUACAGGGAAGUCUGGAGCCUAUCCCAGGAACUCGGGGCAGGGGACACCCUGGACAGGGUGCCAACCCAUCGCAGUGCACAAUCACACACAUGACGGAUAAUUUGCAAAUGCCAAUCAACCGUCUUUGGACUGGAGGAAUCCAGAGUAGUCAGAGGGAACCCCCGAAGCACAGGGAGAACAUGCAAGCUCCGCCCACACAGGGCAGAGGUGGGAUUCGAACCCCACAACCCCAGAGGUGCGAGGCAAACGUGAUAACCGCUAAAUCAAAGUACCCCCAUCAUCAUCAUCAUCAUGAUUUAUUAUUAUUAUUAUUAUUAUUGUUGUUGUUGAUGUUGUUGUUGUUGUUGUUGUUGUUGUUGGUGGUGGUGGUGGUGGAAUACCGAUUACAAGUCAUAACAUAUUUAGUAUAGUUAAAAUAUCGACUUAAAAGUAACCCAGCAUGGUGAAGGUGUCUUUAGUUGGGGUUACUAGUCGGAUUGUGUCAGAGCGCUGAAGCCUGAAUCUCGCGAGAAGAGGUGAGAUUUAAAAUGGCGGCGCCCUGCUGCUAAAACACUUACUUCCUGCUCCUGAAAACUUCGCUGAUUAAAAACAAAAACUCUGCGAAUCUCUUCCAAGUGAAGGAACCGGGUAAAUUUGUGGACUACUGCUUUGUAGAAUAUAUAAUAUAUAUAAUGGCGGAAUCCGAAGAUUCAGUUAAACUCGAGAAACGAGAUGAAGACUCGUCUACAGACACGGAGGAUGUAAACACAAGCCCGGUCCAGGGUGAAAUGUCAUCAUCUGGUUUCCAUCACACUGAAACCCAUCGUGGUGGGAUUCAUUCAGAAAUGGGCAAGGAGAGAAUUCACUACUGCUUGCAGUGUGGAAAGAGUUUUACUAGAAAGGCUCAUCUUAAACAACACCAUCUAAUCCACACGGGAGAAAAGCCACAUCAGUGCUCGCAGUGUGGGAAGACAUUUUCACAGCAAAGUAAUCUUAAAAACCACCAACGCAUUCACACCCGAGAGAAGCCGUACGAAUGCUCACAGUGUGGGAAGAGUUUUACGCUACAGAGUACUUUUAAAAACCACCAACGCAUUCACACAGGAGAGAAGCCGUACGAAUGCUCACAGUGCGGGAAGAGUUUUACACUACAGAGCACUUUUAACAACCAUCAGCGCAUUCACUCUGGUGAGAAACCGUAUUACUGCUCGCAGUGCGGGAAGAGUUUUACACGACACAGUACUUUUAAAAACCACCAGCGCGUUCACACCGGAGAGAAGCCGUAUCACUGCUCACAGUGUGGGAAGAAUUUUACACUACGAAGUAGUUUAAAAAACCACCAGCACAUUCAUAACGGGAAGCUACAUCAAUGUUCACAGUGUGGGAAGAGUUUUUCACAGUACGGUAGUUUAAAAAACCACCAGCUUAUCCAUACAGGAAAGAAGCCACAUCAUUGCUCACAGUGUGGGAAAGGUUUUAGAGAGUUAAGUUAUUUAAAAUCACACCAGCUCAUUCACACAGGAGCGAAACCGUAUUACUGCUCGCAGUGCGGGAAGAGUUUUCGAAAAUUAACUAAUUUAAAAUCACACCAGCGCGUUCACACCGGAGAGAAGCCGUAUCACUGCUCACAGUGUGGAAAGAGUUUUAUAGCGUUCAGAUCUUUUAAAAGCCACCAGCGCGUUCAUACAGAACAGAAGCGCUAUCACUGCUCACUGUGUGGGACGAGCUUUACGCAACACGCUGGAGCGAAACCUCACUACUGCUCAGAGUGCGUGAAACGUUUUUGUGUUGGUGUAAUAAAAAAAUAAUCAAAAUCAUAUACUAAGUGUCAAAGACGUACACUCAGAGUGUGUUUUUAUUUAUUUAUUUAUUUAUUAUAAUUUCCAUUAUUUGUGUGUUGAAUACUCAAAUUAAAUUAAGUGUAAAUCACAUUAUUGUAAAGGCUUUCUGCUGUAGAGCAGUAGGAGGACCUGGUUUGGGUUGAAGACAACUUAAACAUUAAAAAACAGCUUCCCAACCCAACCCUGGUCCUGGAUUACCCAAUGCCCUGCAUAUUUUAGUGUUUUAACACUCUUUAAAGGUCCUUCUUGAGUUAGUGGGUGUGUUAGAUGUAGGAAAACAUACAUUUUGCAGAACAGGGGGUAGUCCAGGACCAGGCUUGGAAACCUGUGAUGUAAGAGAACAACAAAAACAAGUUUAUGAUUUAUAUAUGAUCAAAUUAUGAGUCUUAAAAUGUUUCAAACAUACAAAUAGUUACUAAUUUCUAGAAAACUGUGUAACAUAAAUUUCCUAUUCUAGCAGUAGUUUGUUAUAUUGAAAGUAAAUGUACUGCAGGCUGUUAUUCUGUGUGCUGCAUGGGAACAUGAAACGAUUUGUCCAGCUGGGGCUUCUUUGGGAACUGCUUUCGUUGAUGGAGAAAAUAAACAA